Musa acuminata AAA Group (dessert banana) is the source of this 1006-nucleotide messenger RNA. Its product is annotated as glutaredoxin-C8-like. Gene Ontology annotation, cellular component: cytoplasm. Gene Ontology annotation, biological process: cellular response to oxidative stress. The record is from RefSeq and is a predicted model, not a curated record. Gene Ontology annotation, molecular function: glutathione disulfide oxidoreductase activity. NCBI's taxonomy places the organism in Eukaryota, Viridiplantae, Streptophyta, Magnoliopsida, Zingiberales, Musaceae. The transcript is spliced from 5 exons. The coding region runs from base 420 to 800 and encodes 126 amino acids.
AAUUUAGCCACCACCACUACAACAACAACAAACGAAGAUGUCCCCAUCGCAUCGCAUCACAUCGCCGUCUUCUCUCCUUCCUCGCGUCACUUGGUACUCGUGCGCCCUCCCUACUCCUGGAGUCGUUGCUACCUUCUUUCUCCAAUCUCGGGAAUCUCGUUCCCGGGAAGAUGCAGACGGUGGGGGGGGGGGGGGCGACGGCUUGGAAUGGCGACGGUGGCCGCGCUCGCGGUGGCGGCCUCCCUCCUGGGCCCCUCGGUCGCUUUCGUCAACAAGACCGUCUCCUCCCACGACAUCGUCAUCUUCUCCAAGUCGCACUGCUCCUGCGUUCGCCUCUCCCUUUUCCCUUUUUCUCUCUGCUACAAUAGCUCGAUGGAUCUCUUUGGUGACCGCGUCCUGAUGGACUGGAAGAACAUGCAAUGUUGUUUCUUGUUCUUGGUGUGGUCCUCCUGGCAAUCCUAAGUUCUGGAGCUCUUCUCGUUGUUGGGCAUCUGCCAAUGAGUCGAAAAUUAUUAUCUACGACAAGCAUAUUGUUCGUGCGGUGGGCUUCCACCUUCCUUACUCUGUGCUGUCGAAGGGCGAAAGCUGUCUUUAAGGAAUCGAAAAAAGCGCCUAAUGUUGUGGAGCUGGAUCAGUGUGAGGAUGGAUCUCAAAUUCAGGAUGCCUUGUCUGGGAUGGUCGGGAAGCAUAUAGUGCCUCAAGUAUUUAUCCAUGGAAAGCACUUGGGUGGCUCUGAUGAUACUGUUGAAGCAUCUGAAAGUGGAAGGAUUCUGACUCUUCUGGGCAUUGACUCAAGAUAAAUCUUUAAAUGAUUUAUCUCUCAUUCAUCAAUCAGUCAGGGUAUGGAUGAGUUAAAUCUUGUUGAUGGUGUAUCUGGAUAGUGUUGCAAACAGGUUUAGGUGUGAGUGCAUUUGUAAUGCUAAUAUUGGUCAGUAUCUUUGGAUGAUAUUUCUUGUGGUUAUCCUUUAACAUAUCAUGAUAGUGAAUAAACUAUGGAUUACUUGCA